Messenger RNA from Populus nigra (black poplar), 564 nucleotides. RefSeq names its product NADH dehydrogenase [ubiquinone] 1 beta subcomplex subunit 2-like. The record is from RefSeq and is a predicted model, not a curated record. Gene Ontology annotation, cellular component: mitochondrial inner membrane. Bases 106 to 312 code for a protein of 68 amino acids. Lineage: Eukaryota; Viridiplantae; Streptophyta; Magnoliopsida; Malpighiales; Salicaceae. The transcript has 4 exons.
ACCCACACAAGGUCAAGAUCAGGUGCGGCAUCGGGACACGAAGUAAUCCCGAGACAAAAUCGCACUUGCGAUCGAUCAAUUGAGAGGCAGAGGAGAGUGAAAGAGAUGGCAGGAGGGCAUGGAGAGGGCAUCGCUUACAAGGGCUUGACUAUGCAUAAGCCAAAGCGAUGGCAUACUGUAACUGGAAAGGGCUUGUGUGCUGUCAUGUGGUUCUGGGUCUUGUACCGGGCUAAACAAGAUGGUCCUGUAGUAUUGGGCUGGCGGCAUCCGUGGGAGGGCCAUGAUGAUCAUGGCCAUGGACAUGGGCACUAGGCAUCCCAUUGAAGAAUGAAGAUGAAUGGCCAAGCAUGAAAGUUUUUGUUCAUGAGUUGUUGGUGAUGUUGUCUGGAAUAGCUCCGUUUCAUUCUUCUUUUCAAUAAAUUGUUGGCAGAAAAAGAUUCUCGUGAACAUUGAACAUUCUUGUUUGUGAGCAUGGAUUUUAGUGUGCAUGUAUUCGUCUCUAGACAUGGGUACUUUGUUUGAUUUUCAUUAUCAAGCUGAAGUUAUACAGAAGGCUUUUCAUUU